GGUUCUGCCCUAGAAGGAAUUGCCUCUUGCAGAUCCUAAUCAGUUGUAUCUACGAAUUAUUCAGCUUAUUUAUUUUAAUUUGCUUUAUGUAUAUGCAUGUGUGCCUGCUUGCCUGUGUACAUAAUGUGUGCAUAGGUACCUGCACACACCAAGAUGGAGCACUGGAUCCCCUAGAGCUGAAGUUACAGGCUUUGAUUGUGAGAGUUCUGGGAACAGAACGUGGGUCCUCUGAAAGAGCAGCAAGUACUCUUGACUUCUGAGCCAUCCAUCCCUUUAGCUCCUGAAUUCUGUUUGUUUUUGUUGUUGUUGUUGUUGCUGUUACUGUUUUUUUUUUAGUUUUUAAAUUUUAUGUGUGUGAGAGUUUGACAAGCAUGUGUGCAUGUAUACCACACACACGUUUGGUUUCUGCAGAGGUCAGAGGCAUCAGAUCCAUUGAAACAAGUUAGGGAUGAUUGUGAACUACUGUGUAGGAACCAAACCCAGGUCCUCUGCCAGAACAAUAAAUACUGCUGAGCCAUCUUGCCAGCCCUUCUCUAAAUUAUGUCCUUAAGGUUCUCUUAAAUGUUUUCUUGGAGCCUUAAAGAUGGAAAUGACAAGCACGUCCCUGAAACGUGGGUGCCUUGUUGUGGAAGAUAAUGACAGUGUGACCCCACACGACGAAACAAAGAAACAGAAGGUGUCCGAGGGCUGUCUGACCAGCAGUCAGGAUGGGGUAGAGAAUGACGGUCUACACCGCAGUGAGAACGAGCCUGGGCCUCCAGAAGCUGAAAGCACCGUGAAAGAUGACGAGAAUUCCAGCGCUCAGGUGCAAGAGGAAGAGGAGGAGGAGGAGGAAGAAGACGGCCUUUCAGAAGCAGGGGAAGAGGAAGAAGCAGAGAGUUUUGCAGACAUGAUGAAACAUGGGCUCACAGAACUUGAUGUGGGCAUCUGCAAGUUCGUGAGUUCCCAUCACGGCUUCUCGGGGAUCUUAAAAGAAAGAUACUCUGACUUUGUCGUUCACGAAAUCGGGAAAGAUGGACGGAUCAGCCAUUUGGAUGACUUAUCUGUUCCGGUGGAUGAAGAGGACCCUCCAGAAGACGCUCUCACUGUCUUGACAGCUGAGGACAGGCAGCAGUUGGAGGAGCUCCAGCUUUUCAAAAAUAAAGAAACCAGUGUUGCCAUCGAGGUCAUUGAGGACACCAAAGAGAAGCGAACAGUCAUCCAUCAAGCCAUUAAAUCUCUCUUCCCAGGACUAGAGACAAAGACAGAGGAUAGAGAGGGGCGGAAAUACAUCGUAGCCUACCAUGCAGCUGGCAAAAAGGCUUUGGCAAAUCCAAGAAAACAUUCUUGGCCAAAAUCCCGGGGAAGUUACUGCCAUUUUGUUCUCUACAAAGAAAACAAAGACACCAUGGAUGCCAUCAAUGUUCUAUCCAAGUACCUGCGGGUAAAGCCAAACAUAUUCUCCUAUAUGGGAACCAAAGACAAAAGGGCAAUCACAGUCCAGGAGAUUGCUGUUCUCAAAAUAAGUGCACAAAGACUUGCCCACCUCAAUAAGUGCCUGAUGAACUUGAAGCUCGGGAAUUUCAGCUAUCAGAAAACCCCUCUGAAGUUAGGAGCGCUCCAAGGAAACCACUUCACUGUUGUUCUCAGGAAUAUAACAGGAACUGAUGAGCAGGUGCAGCAAGCCAUGCAGUCUCUGAGGGAGACCGGCUUCAUUAACUACUAUGGCAUGCAAAGGUUCGGGACCACAGCUGUUCCAACGUACCAGGUUGGAAGAGCAAUUCUACAGAAUUCCUGGACAGAAGUCAUGGAUUUAAUACUGAAACCCCGUUCUGGAGCUGAGAAGGGUUACUUGGUGAAAUGCAGAGAAGAAUGGGCCAAGACCAAAGACCCAGCCUCUGCUCUCAAAAAGCUGCCCGUCAAAAGGUGUGUGGAAGGGCAGCUGCUCCGAGGACUUUCCAGAUAUGGAAUGAAGAAUAUAGUCUCUGCAUUUGGCAUAAUUCCAAGAAACAAUCGCUUAAUGUACAUCCACAGUUAUCAGAGCUACGUGUGGAACACCAUGGUGAGCAGAAGAAUUGAGGAGUACGGGCUGAGGCCUGUGCCCGGGGACCUUGUUCUCAAAGGAGCCACGCCCACCUACAUUGAGGAAGAUGACGUUGACAACUACUCCAUCCACGAUGUGGUGAUGCCUUUGCCUGGGUUUGAUGUUAUCUACCCCAAGCAUAAAAUCAGCGAGGCCUACAGGGAAAUGCUUGCUGCAGACAACCUUGAUAUUGACAACAUGAGACACACGAUUCGAGAUUACUCCUUAUCGGGGGCCUACCGAAGGAUCAUCAUCAGGCCUCAGAGCGUCAGCUGGGAAGUUGUUGCAUAUGAUGAUCCUAAAAUUCCACUUUUCAACACGGAUGUGGACAACCUCGAGGGGAAACCACCACCAGUGUUUGCUUCUGAAGGCAAAUACAGGGCUCUGAAGAUGGACUUUUCUCUUCCUCCUUCUACUUACGCCACCAUGGCCAUUCGAGAAGUGCUCAAAAUGGACACCAGCAUCAAGAACCAGACCCAGCUAAAUACGAGCUGGCUGCGAUGAACAGUGCAUCGCUCAGAGAGGGGAUGCAGACCUGCUUCUGACCUCCUAUUCUGGUCUUUUUUUAAGUGCUGACUCAUGUUUGGAGUUUAAAACUUUUGUAGUAAAGGAUGAUUUGUAUUUUGUAAAGUUUUUAAUCAGCUUAAAUACUUUGCAAUAUUUGUACACAUAUACAAGUCCUGAGGAUCCUAAUUUCAGCUCAGAGAUCGAAUUGGGUCAGCAUAUCCUGUAGGUGCUUAGAUUCUAGUACAGCAUCAGCUUCCUGCCUUUAACACAGGGAAGGGGGACUUGGUUUAAAGUUGCGGUUUUAGGUUUUGCUGCACACCUGAAGUACAAACCAGAAUCUUAGAUGUUUGUGAUGAGAUUACACAUGGUCCGUGUCAGAGCAAAUGCAGCAGACUGGAAACUAGAGACUGCACACUUAACACGCAGUUCCCGUGUUGGUUUCAAUAAUAACAAAACAUCCACGGGUUUAUAAACACGGCGUGGCUUUUGUUGAGUGACUGUGUUAGCUUCAGGUGAGCAUUUAUACACAUCUUAGCUUGCAGUGGCUUUUCUGGUUAGUCUAUCAGCAUCUUUCAGGGCACUCUUUUCCUUGAUAGGAGCCUGUAGCUUUUCUUGGGUACAGUCUGAUUUUACUCUGGGUGCCUCUUACUCUCAGAACCUUUUCACUGGACUCAGAAGUAAAUAGUGUGAGUUCCAGGACAGCCAGGGCUACACAGAGAAACCCUGUCUCGAACGCAAAAAAACAAACAAACAAAAGGUAAAUAGUGACCAUGAAGGAAAUCUGGGAAACUUAGAAUGGCUCCUGCAGCCGGGCGUGGUGGCCACGCCUUUAAUUCCAGCCCCCGGGAGGCAGAGGCAGGCGGAUUUCUGAGUUCAAGGCCAUCCUGGUCUACAGAGUGAGUUUCAGGACAGAGAAACCCUGUCUCAAAAAACCAAAAAAAAAAAAAGAAGAAGGGCUCCUACUUCCAUCUGCAGCGCUGACCCUCAGCCAGCAGCUGCUUAGGGGUUUCCAUCAUGGCAGUGCAGAAAACCCUCCUCUAAAAAGAUGGAUAUGCCUUUCAGACAGUGUGAGACAUGACUCUAGCCAGUUUUAUUUUCUGUUAUUUCUUAAAGCAAAUGUAAUAAAUAUUUUUAAGAACACAUUUUUUACUAAUUAUGUAAAUAAAUCAAAUAAAUAUUCUAAAACUGAGUGCAUGUAAAAAUCUUGUCCCUGGCUAACGGGCAACAAGGCGCUCGAUGAGUGGACAGUUGACAGUCGUCAGCAGAUGUGGCAUAGUGGCGUCUCUAUCAAGAUGGGCUGUGAGACUCAUACAGUAUCCACUGGGGUGACUGACUCAUGGCCUGGACUCAAGGUAAUUCCUCCCACGGUGUCGCUCCCUGGCCUCCCAGUGUGCUUUCUGGAGUGAAGAAGAUGCCUGGAGAGAGACAACAGCCAUUAAAGUAUAAUUGAGGGGGCUGAUGAGAUGGCUCAGUGGUUAAGAGCGCCAACUGCUCUUCCGAAGGUCCUGAGUUCAAAUCCCAGCAAUCACAUGUUGGCUCAUAACCAUCCGUAACGAAAUCUGAUGCUCUCUCUUUUGGAGUGUCUGAAGACAGCUACAGUGUACUUACAUAUAAUAAAUAAAUAAAUAAAUAAAUAAAUAAAUAAAUAAAUAAAUAAAUAAGGGGGAAAGUA
Messenger RNA from Mus musculus (house mouse), 4241 nucleotides. RefSeq names its product pseudouridylate synthase 7 (gene Pus7). The record is from RefSeq and is marked validated. Gene Ontology annotation, cellular component: nucleus. Lineage: Eukaryota; Metazoa; Chordata; Mammalia; Rodentia; Muridae. Gene Ontology annotation, molecular function: tRNA pseudouridine(13) synthase activity; tRNA pseudouridine synthase activity; RNA binding. Gene Ontology annotation, biological process: RNA modification; pseudouridine synthesis. The transcript has 16 exons. Bases 584 to 2566 code for a protein of 660 amino acids.